CUGCACCCGCGUCCCCUCCUGUCCCCAGUGCCGCCGCGAGUUCCCCAGCCGGGCUUUCCGCACCCACUACCUGCUGUCGGGGCUGGUGGAGAAGGUGCGGCGCUGCGGCUCUGUGGAGCACCGGCAGAAGAUGCAGAAGCACCUGGAAGAUGCUUUGCAAGCUCGUCAGAAGGAGAUGGAGAACUUCUUGAGGAGGAAGCACGUGAUUCAGGAAGAUAUCUGUGGCCUGGUGAAGGUAUCUGGGGAGCUGAACUUAAAGAUCCGUGCAGAGUUUGCCCGCCUUCAUCAGAUCCUAGAGGAAGAGGAGAGAGCUGUGCUGUCAGAGCUGGGUGAAAAGGAAGAGCAGUCGCUGGCCCGGCUGCACGGGGACAUCCGCCAGCUGGAGGAGGGGAUGUCGGUGCUGCAGAGGGACAUAGAGCACAUAGAGCAGACCCUGAGCAAGAUGGAAGAAGUGUCGUUGCUGGAGGUGGAGAGCCUGGAUGUCAGGCCCUCCGUGCGCAUCGAGACCCAGGCUGCCUUCAACCUGGAGCACUACAGGGACAGCCGCAGCGGCCCCUUGCAGUACAUCUUCUGGAGACGGAUGCUGCAGUCCAUCCACCCCGCUCCUGCCCCACUCACCUUCGACCCUGAGUCAGCUCACCCCAACCUGGUCUUCUCCAGAGACCUGACAGCAGUGACGGAGAGGAAUCGAGCCCAGCCUGUCCCCAACAGCCCCCGGCGCUUCCGUCAGUGUGUCAAUGUCCUGGGCUCACAGACCUUUGACAGUGGCCGGCACUACUGGGAGGUCUGGGUGGGCAGCAAAACCAAGUGGGACCUGGGGGUGGCUGCUGAGGCUGUGGACCGGGCAGCAAAGGUCAAGCUGUGCCCAGAGAAUGGCUACUGGACAAUUCGGCUGCGGAACCGGAGGGAGUACUGGGCCACCACCACCCCCUGGGUGCGCCUGACUCCCCGCCAUCCCCCCCGGAAAGUGGGGGUCUUCCUGGACUGCCACGAGGGGACUGUCACCUUCUUUGAUGCUGGGGACAUGUGCCACCUCUUCACCUUCCACCAGGUCUCUGCAGAGAGAUACUGCCCCUUCUUCAGCACCUGCUUCAGCGACGGGGGGGACAACGUGGAGCCCAUGCGCCUCUGCCACCUGGCCCUGUGA
Antrostomus carolinensis (chuck-will's-widow) is the source of this 1147-nucleotide messenger RNA. RefSeq names its product zinc-binding protein A33-like. NCBI's taxonomy places the organism in Eukaryota, Metazoa, Chordata, Aves, Caprimulgiformes, Caprimulgidae. The record is from RefSeq and is a predicted model, not a curated record. Gene Ontology annotation, molecular function: protein binding. The annotation marks the transcript as partial. The transcript has 6 exons.